Rhineura floridana is the source of this 2649-nucleotide messenger RNA. RefSeq names its product thrombomodulin (gene THBD). Gene Ontology annotation, biological process: cell migration. The record is from RefSeq and is a predicted model, not a curated record. The transcript has a single exon. Lineage: Eukaryota; Metazoa; Chordata; Lepidosauria; Squamata; Rhineuridae. Gene Ontology annotation, molecular function: calcium ion binding; transmembrane signaling receptor activity; extracellular matrix protein binding. Gene Ontology annotation, cellular component: membrane; external side of plasma membrane; extracellular matrix. The coding region runs from base 518 to 2155 and encodes 545 amino acids.
GCGACGAAAACAAACCAAAGUGCUUCUCCGGGGCGUUCGCUUGGCUGCCUGCCUCGGCCUCGCACUAGCGGCACAGAUACUGCUCCGGAGAAGCGAGCCGCGCCACGUGCGCUCCGGAGCACGGGCUGAUGGUGGCGGGGUCUCCGUCCGGUCGCUGCUGCCCUGGGCUGAGGAAGGGUCGGGUGUGGUGGAAGCGCCAACUCCCUGCUCCAUUCGACGAGGGAAGGGGGGCGGGGGCGGGGCCCAUUGUUUGGGCGGCCGGCGGCCGUUCCUUCUCUCCCCACCCCCCGCCAGCGAUGAGACCCGCCUUCCUCCCCCUGCCGUGACUCCUCUGCCCCGGGAGAUUUCCUCCCGACGGGAGGUGUUUCCCUUCCCUUCCUUUCCCCGAAUCUUCACCCCACCCCACCCCGGUCCGCAUGGAGGGUGUUGUAAGCGCAGCGCAGCACUUUAAAGGAGGGACGUUACGUCGCCGCAGGCACCCGCGUUCGGAGAGGAUCUUCCCCAACGUCUCGCCGAGAUGUGGCUGCUGGUGGUGGCGCUGGCGGCGGCCCGCCGAGGCGGAGGGUUGGCGGCGCCCUCGCCACCGCUGAGCCCCUCAGGCGCCCAGUGCCUGGGCUCCGUCUGCUUUGGUUUGUUCUGGGAGGCGCGGAGCUUCCCCGAGGCCCGCAGCGUGUGCGAAGGAGGCGGCGGGCACCUGAUGACCGUGCGCUCCACGGUGGCGGGCGAGGCCAUCGCGGUACUGCUCGGCGACCGGUCGGGCAGCGCGUGGCUGGGCUUGCGGCUGCCCGAGGGCUCCUGCGCGGAGACGGCUAAGCAGCUGCGCGGCUUCCGGUGGGUGACGGGCGACGAGCGCACGGACUACCAGGCUUGGGCCAGCGCGGCGGCGGCCGUUUGCGGCCCCAGAUGCGUCGUGGUGAACCAAAGGCUGCGCUGGGAGGAGAGCGCCUGCGAUGUCCCCGCCGACGGGUUCCUCUGCGAGUACAGUUAUCCCGGCGGAACAUGCGCCCCGCUUGCCCUACCGCCGGCCGCAACGGUCUCCUAUCUCACCCCCUUCGGCGCUCGAGAGAGUGACCUUGUGGCCUCGCCCCCGGGCACGACCGCGGAGGUGCCCAGCCUGAACGCCAUCUUGGAGUGCAGAGCGCACAGCAACGGGUCCUUGGGAUGGGGCUCUGCUUCACCUAGCGCCUGGGACUGCCGGCUGGAGAAUGGGGGCUGUGAGGGGCAGUGCCGUGUGGACGACGGAGGACGGCCUUUCUGCACCUGUCCCGAGGGAGCAACAUUGUCGGGGGAGGAUAAACGGAGCUGCAGCUCCCCGUGUGCCAGUUUGGGAUGCCAGCAUCAUUGCGUGCCCCAGGGCGAUUCCGCAGUCUGCAUGUGUUCGGUGGGUUACGUGCUGGAUGCCGAUGGCAGAAGCUGUAAGGAUGUAGACGACUGCCAGGCCACCCCUAGCCCUUGUGAACAGCAGUGCAUUAACACCCAGGGGGGCUUUAAGUGCCUGUGCUAUGAAGACUAUGAACUAGUGGAGGGCAAAUGCCGAGCGACAAAAUGGGAGUGCUUUGACUUGUCCUGCCAGCACGAAUGCAAACCUGUGAAUGGGCAGUAUAGGUGUACCUGCAAUGAGGGGUACAUGCCACACCCCCAAAAGCCAAAUGAGUGUGUUAUGAGCUGUAAUCAAACCAAGUGCCUAGCUGAGUGUGACCCAUACACAUUUGGUUCCUGUUUCUGUGCCGAUGGCUUUAUCUGGGAACAAGAACCGGAUGGGACAAAUAUUUGCACAGAUCUGGAUGAGUGUGAGAAUGGAGAUUGUGGGGAAUUGGAGUGCAUUAAUACACCAGGCAGCUAUCAUUGCAUCUGCCCCAAAGGAAAGGUUUGCGAUGAAACGGAGUCCUCAGGUGAGACUGAAACUUAUUCCACGCUCUCCGCUCCCACAGUGUCAGUUCCCACUCUCGCUCCAACGAAGGACGUCGGCGGCCGAGGAAUGUUGGUCGCUGUCAUUGUUGGUAGCACAUUUGCGGUCAUAGCGUUAGUAGCUAUUUUGUGCUACUUGGUGAAAAAGCACUGCGCUGUGCAGACCAUGAUGGAUUACAAAUGCCAACGAACAGAGACUGGUGUGCCCUUGCAGCAUGUUAGCCUGAGUACCGACAGGAAGUACUGACGGAAAAUGUAGGCCUUCCAUUUGGAGGGAAAGAAGUGGUAAUGAAGAGAAUUAAAUUAUUUAAAAACUGGACAGGAACGCUUAUGAAUUCCAGAGAAAAUCCCUGUGCAGACUCAGUUUUAUGUAUGGUUGGUUGCGAGAAUUCUGGAUACAUUUUUUUUAAAAAAAUUCUCAACUUCCUGAGAGUGAUUAACAGUUGUACAUUGAGAACAAUGCUAGUAUAUGGUCCAUUCCAUGUGCACGAUCACAAGGCAAGACAAAGUACGCGGUGGAAUGGAGCCUGAGCUGCAUUUAUCUAGGAUUUCUGUCCCAACAGUGUGUCUCCAGGUGCAGCCUUUGUGGUUUCCUCUUUUCUUCCAAACGUGAUGCUGCCAGUGUGUUUAAAACGAAAGGCACCAAGUGAACUGGAAGAGUUGGUGUGCCAUUCUUCUAAAAAUGACUGUGCUAGUUUUGAAAACUUUGUUACCAAGAAAGAAUAAAGGUAUUAUCCACAA